CGUGGCGUCUUGUUUGGCGCGGUGGCGGUUGAGGUGUUGUUUACAGUUGACACCGAUAGUUUAGUGAUAACGACUCGUGUCUCUCGACUACAGUCGCGCGUGCGUGCGGGUCCUGUACGUGUUUAGUGCGAUCACUAACUAGUCUCUAUUAGUGAUAACGAGGAGAUGUAAGGUGCUGCACGAAUUGUGGAUUGGAUGUGAAGUGACCGGAGUGUCUGCGCUCAGUUCGAAUUGUGUUUUUAUUGUAUUUCACCAAGAUGAACUGCAGCUGAGUCAAGCGUGCAAUGAGCUUCCCGAUGAGCAACGGUCGCUUCAGCGACUCUGACAUCGACGAUUUCUCCAGCGAUUCCGAGUCCGAUUUGUCGGUGAACUGCAACUAUGAUCGACCUAUAGUGGCCGGAGAACUGCAGACCUUCGCUUUGAAUGCGGCGUUGGUCACAGAUAUCACGUCACCAAACGAUGAGGCCAAAGAGUAUGUUGAGGGAGUCGCCCAGGAAUGGUUCCAAGACGAAGACAGUGACAGUGGGAGUGACGAUUGGACGAGCUACCAGAGAGAUAUCGGUCUGAACAAGACAGAGCAGGCCGAACUGAAAAGUGGGAGUGAAGGCAAGACGGUCCCUGAUUCGUCCUCCACAAGAGAACAGCUCGAGUACAAAUUCAAUCCCUUAAAUGACACAUCAACAGAAAUUCAUAAUGAAACAGACCCCACUCAAGAAAACUCGGAUUUGAAAAUAAACCACAAGAUCAAAAAGAUAGCCCCCAAAAAGCCAGUUGAUGUAGAUAAAAGCAACGAGAAAAAUGAAGAAAAAAGCCCUCAACUAAAUCGACAAUUCAACAGUGUGUCUCCGAAAAAGAGAGCCAUCAAUCAAAAUAUAGUGAUUGAGAAUAAAUCUUUGGCCUUGUCGUUGGACGGCCAGCUGGACAGGAAUUUGACGACCAUUUGUCAACAAAAAGAAGACGAUGACGAAGGCAUCAGCAGUGAUAACGAUAGUAAAAAAAGUGAUCAGUUUAAUCAUCAACCGAAAGGAACUGUCCUUACCAGAAAGGAUACGUAUUUAAAGCGCGAAUUUCGACCUAAGAGUGAGGCUUGCCUGAACACACUUACACAAGCUAUUAAAGAUAACAAUUUGUAUACAAGUAACCUUAGCUUGAACAGUGUCAGUCUGAGUGUGCAGAGUUUCAUGAGUGAAGGGAAGGUGUCCAGAGAAAAGCAAAAUAGUGUUGACAGCGACGAGGGCAGAGACGAGAUCAAAAACUUGGAUAAAAAGCCCAACUUCGCCUUUAUAAGGGGGUCGGACCCGCGCGUGGCGACAUGUCGCGGCAAGCUCCAGAACAAGCGCAGCAAGUUGAACCAGGAGAUCAACAAGGAGUUGAGGCUAAGAGCGGGCGCUGAGAACCUCUUCAAGGCCACAACAAACCGGAAGCUGAAGGAGACAGUUGCGCUAGAGUUGAGUUUCGUCAACUCGAACCUGCAGCUGCUCAAAGAGCAACUAGCCGAACUCAACAGUUCCGUGGAGCUAUACCAGGGUGACAGCCCAGAGCCUGUAAUGCCCAUGAUUCCGCUGGGGUUGAAGGAAACAAAAGAAAUAGACUUCAGAGAACCUUUUAAAGACUUUAUACUGGAACAUUAUAGUGAAGAUGGAGCAAACUAUGAAGAUGCCAUUGCUGAAUUAAUGGAUAUGAGACAGGCAAUGAGAACACCUCACAGAGAUGGAUCAGGCGUCGCUCUUCUCUUCCAGUACUACAACCAACUGUACUUCGUCGAGAGGAGGUUCUUCCCACCAGACAGAAGUCUUGGAAUAUAUUUUGAAUGGUAUGACUCUCUGACAGGAGUACCUAGUUGCCAGCGGACUGUGGCGUUUGAGAAAGCGUGUGUGCUGUUCAACAUCGCAGCACUUUACACACAGCUAGGGGCCAAGCAGGACCGUCUGACAGCCAAGGGUCUUGACCAAGCUGUUGACAACUUUCUUCGUGCAGCCGGCACCUUCACUUACGUCCACGAGAACUUCACUAACGCCCCCAGUAUGGACCUGGCACCCCACAUGCUCGAUAUGCUCGUACAACUCAUGUUGGCUCAAGCUCGUGAAUGUCUUUUUGAGAAAUUAGAAUUGCAGUCAAGAGAUAAACGGGAUGUGGACAUUUCACUAGAUUUGGCUCAAGAAGCUGCUCAGGUGUCGGAGGUGUAUUGCAGUGUGCAGACCCUGAUAUCGGUGUCGGCAGUGCGAGACUAUGUGCCGUACUCGUGGCUCUCACUAGUACAGGUGAAGCGAGAACACUAUGCUGCACUCGCUCACCAUCACUCGGCCGAGGGACUCUUGGCUCGAGACCUUGACAGUCUCAGCGCUCGCACCAAGCAGGCUCUACAGUUGUUACAUCGAGAUACUGACCCUCGCACUCAGCUGGACAUCUCUGAGCCUCACGACGACCAUGAGCGCAAACUGCUAGGACGAGCCCACUUGAGGGCAGCUCUGAUGCUGCAUGAAGAAGCGGAAAGGUUACUGCGUAUGUGUCGAGAGCUGCGGAACAAGCAGGCUCUCACCCAAGUCCUGAGCAGAUCUAGGGAGGCCACACUUACCAUGUACAAUAGUCAUGCCGAGAAGAUUGAUGACUUCAGUGACAUUCUCGAUCCUCCUCACAUACAUGCCUCAACAAAGUUCCAACUGAGCUUAACUCCACCGGACUUUGCACAGUUGCGAGUGGAGGACUUGUUCAAAGGCUUGGGCCCAGUAGCGAUAUUCUCAGCAAAGCACCAUUGGACAGCACCAAGGAGCGUUCAACUUCACCGAGGAGAUGGGGAUGUGGGGUUUGGCUUUAGUGUACGAGGGGACUCUCCUGUCAUCAUAGCUGGGGUGGAUCAUGGUUCAUUGGCACAUUUUGGAGGAAUGAAAGAAGGAGAUUUCAUUGUUUCCAUUGGUGACAAAGAUGUCAAGUGGGCAGUCCAUGAAGAGGUUGUCAGGUUGAUCAAAGAUGCUGGUGACUCUCUCAGUUUAAAACUUGUCACACCAAUGGACAGAAACUACCUAAAGCAACCAUCAAGCAGUUCACAGUCAAGCACUCACAGCAAGUCAAGCAGCAGUAGUCAACCCAGUCCCAGCAACACAGCCAGCUCUCACAAGAAACUGACAUGGAACCCCUUCCGACGUCAGAGGGAGCGAGAGACCAGCUUCAAUCUCAUACUGCGAUAACCAUAUCUUAUUCCCUCCCCACCAUUUACUAGUGUUAUGUGCCAAAGUAAUCAUUUGAUGUUUUGUAUAUUCUAUAUCUAAGAGUGUAAUAAAUGUCUAUUUAAGUUGCUUAAAUGUGCUAAGUUUAUUAUGUAAUUAAUGUGUCUAAUAAAGACCUUAACUGUAGUAUAAUCUCAUUCAAGAUACGUUUUUAAGACAAUAAUGUUAUAUACUAAAAUUUAAUUGCAAGAACAUUGUUAAUAUUGUUAAAAACUAACAGUUUUUUACAUAAUUUUUAAAUUUAUUUUAAUUUUUAUGUAAAAUUAAACAAUAAUAAUGUUUAAAAUAAGAAAUACUGGAAUAAAAACUAAAUAUUACUAUAAAAUUACAUCUUUAUUUUUAUGUUUACCUAGCAAAAUGUAAUGUUAUCAAUUUAAUUCAAGAAUGAUAAAUGAAGUCUAUAAUACAUUGUCCAGUCCUAAUUAUCUUAGAAAUUGAAUCAAUAGAAUGCAACUAUAAUUAUAAAGCGAACAAUAUUGUUAUUGUGUACCAGUGUAUAGCUAUAAGUGUAUACAUGUAAAGCCGUAAUCAUAUAUUUUAAUGUAAAUAAGCUUAUUUUAUCAAACAAUAAGACUGAUAUUUUAGUGGUUUGUCUUCUGGAAAUUUUAUUGUAGAAUUUUUCUACAGUGGGGGAAGGUUAUGGAUUUAUUGAAGGGUUUGGGAAGUAUUGUAAUAUAUGUUCAAUAAAAACUGUACAUUUUUAAAUAACAUAUUUUAUGUAAAUAAAUGUGUCAUGUUAAAA
Homalodisca vitripennis (glassy-winged sharpshooter) is the source of this 3966-nucleotide messenger RNA. RefSeq names its product rhophilin-2-B (gene Rhp). Gene Ontology annotation, molecular function: protein binding. The record is from RefSeq and is a predicted model, not a curated record. Gene Ontology annotation, biological process: signal transduction; negative regulation of stress fiber assembly. NCBI's taxonomy places the organism in Eukaryota, Metazoa, Arthropoda, Insecta, Hemiptera, Cicadellidae.